Messenger RNA from Ectocarpus sp. CCAP 1310/34, 3654 nucleotides. NCBI's taxonomy places the organism in Eukaryota, Phaeophyceae, Ectocarpales, Ectocarpaceae. The record is from the annotation of a GenBank genome assembly.
AUGUAUCUCUCUCGCACCCCUGCCCCUGACACCACAGUGCUUUGGAAGCACGCCACGUGCGACUACCCGUGCCCUUUUCAAGCUCGGCUGGAUUGCGCCUGCAUCUCUGCUGAUAGGGCGGGCAUCUCGUUCUUUCUUGGCGCGGGGACAAGAAGAUCUGGUGUUGGUGGGAAGCAUAGCAGGUCCCUCAGCAGACACGCGCCCCGGAGAGCGUCUGUAAUCUCUGGUUGGAGGGGAAAUGGUUCUAAAGAAGCGCGCCACUGCCUAUUUUUUCCGGCCGACUCCCUCUGCUGCUGGUGUGGCGGAGAGAGGGGUGUGCAGCAGCAGUGGGUUCGGAAGAAGCCCGCCGAGCACAACUGCCGGCGCUCGUCACCGCUGCCCUUUUUCGGCGAGGCUGGAUCGAGCGCUUGGAUCCAGGUGGAUCUCUCUGCUGCUGGUCGGCGGAGAGGGCUGUGUAGCAUCAGCGGAUUUUGAAGGAGCUCGCCGCGCACAACUGCCGGCGGUACUCACACCUGCCCUUUUUCGGCGAGGCUGGAUCGGGCGCCCGGAUUUAGGUGGAUUUCUCUGCCGUGAAUCGGCGGAGCGAGAGGGCGUGCAGCAGUGUGUUUUGAAGGAGCUCGUCGCGCGCGACUGGCGGCCUUGCCCUUUUUCGGCGCGGCUGGAUCGCGCUUGGAUGCACCUGGAUUUGGGUUGUGCUGAUCGGUGGAGAGCGUGUGUACAACUCAGUCUUUGGUACACCGGUGCCGGGAUGGAGCCCGUGGAGACCCAUCAACCUUCACCCCUGCAAGCCAAGUUCGCAAGGAAAGGAAAAGGCGGACCAUUUCCCAAGUUCGACACUAGAGAGGAGAGUGGGGACGAGAGCUGUGUCGAAAUCUCAAGGACGGAGAAGCAAAAACGUAGAAAGAAGAGGAAGUCGGCCGCUGCCGACCUUGACGGCCUGCAGAAACGUCUUCAAGACCGCGGUCAUCCAGAGCCAAACAAGGCACUCGAUUUUCAUGCGAAGACCGAUGGGCAAAUCGUCGACAGGCUUGUCGAGAAUGCGGCGAACGUGUACACCGGCCUGUACGAGGGCCAAAAGGCCGGCUUCCGAAAAGAGUCCUUCGAUACCCUUACCGCAUCUCCAAACCCCUUGACCAUGAAGCCGACCUUCGAAUCGGUGGCAUGCUUUCUCGCAGACUACCGCACCGAAAACCCCAAAGACCUCGACCGCUUUAACAGCCACGACAUUUACGCCAAGAUGCUUGCCCAGAUCAGAGCCACCAACGAUUACGAUCUUUUGAACAAGUUCUUCAGCGACCCCGGUGACCAACAGGUCUUCGACGAGUGGGUGGAAAAGUAUGGUAGCUACGCCCGGAGCUACACACGAGUGGAUCGAGUCCGGUACAGGGGCACGACGUUGGCCGAAGACAGUGUUGGGGAUAUCGAUGAUGCCGGUGACGAGGCCCUCGACAAGAACGAGGAUGGUUGUGGCGGAGGCGAUGGCGAUGCGGGUGGAAUCAGUGACAGUGGUGAUGGCCAUGACUCCGGUGAAGAUCUUGGACGCGUCCUGAGGCCGACAAGGACGAGAGUGUGGACGGACGUGUGCGCCACGUUUUUUGGGUUCCGCUCGUGUUUCAAGAACGGGAUCGACCGCGUGUCGAAAGAGUCCUUCCAGAAGAUGGAGGCAAACCUGACGCAGGCUGCGCGCAUGGCAGCCGUGACUGACUGCCCAUUUAGGAACAGCCGGAAGGUGCCCCCCGAUAAGCUGAAGAUGGUCGACCAGUGCGUCGCCAAGAUGGAUUCGGCUGUCUGCGACCACACCGGCACCGGCGGCGGCACCAGCGACGCUCCCGACCUUAACGACACCGACGACGCGGUGCUUCUGGCGUCUUUCGGCUUGGCCGUCGUUGUGGCUCUUCUGGUCGUCGUCGGUUCAAAGAGUGACGGGCAGGAAUUCACCCCCCCGGUUAUUCCGUGCCAGGGAAAACACGAGGCCAUCACGGAAGAGAAGGAGGACGAGAUUCGUGCGGAGCUCGCGGAGGACAAGGUUCGCUCGACUCAAUCAUACAAGACGUACUGCAAGGAGCAAGCGGACUACGUUACGAAUGACCUCGGGAUCGAAACACCGCAGUCCAUGCAGUUUGCGGACGAGAACUACACCGUGGUCAAGGGUGCGGUUCCCGUUUACAUCCUAGAUCUGAUAGAGAAGUACAUGAAAAGGCGUGGUUUCAAAAAUGAAGCGAUGUUCACGAAAGUCGUGAACGACGUAGUGUAUCACGACUUGAGUCGGCAGAUGUUUAAUUGCGCUUUGGACUGGGUGAUGUACUUCCUCAUUGCUGUCCCGGUAGCUCUAGCGCUCGUGAAGCACGGUUUACUCAACAUGGUCGGUGGGGGGUUGCGAGCGGCCAAAGUAGUCACUUACAUUUUGUCUCCAGCUAAGGCGGGCGACGCUACGAAGCGCCAUCAGGCUUUCCAUGAAGACUUUGCGCAUUAUCUCGCUGGCUUUUUCAAGACGGACUUUGGCAUCAGCGUCCUCGUUGGGUGCGUAGAGGGAUCGAUCGUGCACAUAAUCCCAAAAUCGUAUGGGGGGAAGGACGAGGAGGUGGAGAGGAAGAUUAAGGCAGGGGAGUUCCUUGAAGUGCAUCUGAAGAGAGGUGAAGCUUUAGUGAUGGGCCCCGGCCUCGUGCACCGCGGAACCGGUUACAACGUUCGAAACUCCAGGCUCUUUGUGGCGUUUAUGGGUGGGAGGAGCAGUGUAGCGAGCUUCCUGAACACCUACAAUGUGUACAACAUCGUGACGGGUGAGGCGGAGAGCAAGGUAUCGUCGACUUGAGGUUGUUGCGGUUGCGCUCGGGAAGGUUUGAUGUGUUUCGCUUGAAACCAGCUAGUGCGUACAACUGGAGCUGGAUUGUUUUUAUUCGUGUGGUGGGGACAUGGGGGAAGAACGGCUGGCUGAGCAUCGAAGUUCCGUACGUACGUGUGCCCUCCGUCUGUUGCGACGCGGUGGGGAAGGGACGGUUGUGUCAUGAACCUUAUUCGUUUGUUCUUACAACUAGAACGUUGUUCGUGUUUGAACAGUUCGUCUCUUUGGCAUAUUGCCUUUCUGGCCUCUGGUUUCUUCGGAGAAGUGUUCGCCAAUACGCCCAUCCCCAAACCGGUGUGCGAUCCCUCCAAAGAGGUUGUCGUGCGGUAAGUUCUACCCUGAGUCGGUAGAUGGUGCGAGAGGGGGUUGUUCGAGCCCCAUGUCUGCGUACGACGUUCAGUUCAUCUCCGACCAAAUUGUAGAAUUUGGGCAUGCGUGUGAGUGUGUGCGUAGUACAUGUUGAGGCAGGAAGAUUGUUUUGGGCGAGGGGGCGCGGCGGCCUUCUCGGACGUAUCGCGAACUUGCCAAAAAAUCUAGAUUUCUCAAAUCGCCGGACAGCGCGCACGACGCAAGUUUCCGCCUGCGACGGCCCCCGAUGUACACGCGUAGAGUGCCAGCGGUCGUUCAUUUGCGAGCAGUCGGUCGAGGACGCGCACGUUGCCGGCUUUGGAUUCGUGGAAGAACGCGGUGUUGUUGAGGGACCGAUUAAUUUUCAGCGUUGGCAGGACGCUACCAACUCUCGAUUCGCUGGCAACGGCCUGGCGCACUGACGUCGUGGCGUUAGGUUCGUACGCGCGCCGCCACGUUUCGUU